AUGGUUUUAAAAAAAUACAAUAUAAAUCCAGACCUUGCACUCGAAAGACAGAAAUGUACAUUUGACAUUGAAGAGAUCAUUAAUAUAUUUGAUGGAGGCAAAGAGAAAACAUCGCAGAGAAGAAAAAUUGAGGACGUUGUACUCAAAAGUGGACUCUGCCAUGACGAUGUUCCCGAGGAAUGUAUGAGUCUUAAAGAGAGAUACGAAAAUGCUGUGAGGAAAUCGUGUUUCUUCUCGAAACUAAUGAAAACUGAAUUACAAGAAAUAACAGGAAUUGAAGAUUUCGAGACUCCAGCAAUUCGUCGAAUAGCAGAUGCUCUUUUCAAGGACAUAUCCCCAUUUUUAUUACAUUUGGGCAUGUUUGUACCCACAAUUAUUGGGCAGUGUACUUCUGAACAACUGAUGAUUUGGCUGCCUAAGGCACUGGAUCUACAAAUAAUUGGUGGUUAUGCCCAGACGGAGCUUGGUCACGGCACGUUUAUUCGUGGAUUAGAAACAACAGCUACUUAUGAUGCUGAUACUGAGGAGUUUGUGCUUCAUACUCCAACACUUACAGCUCAUAAGUGGUGGGCUGGCGGACUCGGGAAAACCAUUAACCACUGCAUAGUCGUAGCCCAACUGUACACAAAGGGCGUGUGUUAUGGCACCCACUUGUUUAUGGUACAGAUCAGAGAUUUGGAUACCCAUAUGCCGCUACCUGGGAUUAAAGUUGGGGAAAUUGGACCUCGGAUGGGUUUCUCAUCAGCUGACAACGGAUUUUUGGGCUUCAAUAAUUUCAGGAUACCAAGAAACAAUAUGUUAAUGAAGCACGCUCAAGUACAGAAGGAUGGCACAUACGUUAAACCAGCUCGUCAUGGUAAACUAACAUAUCAAACAAUGGUUUUUGUCAGAGUAACUCUUGUCAACGAAGCUGCUUUCAAUUUAUCUAAGGCUGUUACUAUAGCAGUACGUUAUUCCGCUGUUAGACGACAAUCUGAAAUGAGGCCAAAUGAACCAGAGCCGCAAAUUCUAGAUUAUCCUACACAACAGCACAAGCUGUUCAUUGGUAUCGCAACAGCACACGCUUUCCAACUUACUGCAAACUGGCUGUGGAACACCUUCAAGUCUGUACUCUCUGAUAUGAAGAAAGGUGACGUGGGCACCCUACCUGAGCUCCACGCUUUAUCAAGUUGUUUGAAAGCAGUGUGUACAUCAGACGCCGCAUUGCUUAUAGAGCAAUGUAGAUAUGCUUGUGGUGGCCAUGGUUACAUGCUAUCUUCUAAUUUGCCGUACAUAUACUCAUUUGUAGCCGCCACUAGGACUUAUGAGGGAGACUAUACUAUACUGUUAUUGCAGACCGCGAGGUUUUUGGUUAAAGCCUGGGAACAAGCCGAGGCGGGAAAAACAGUAACCCCAACUGUUUCUUAUAUAAGUCGAAGUUUAAAAGGUGAAAAAAAUUCUUGGCGAAGCACUGAUGAGGGCAUAAUCAAGUCUUUUCAAGCAGUUGCAGCAGGGAAAAUAGCCCUGUGUGUUAAAAGUAUCAGAGACAGAAUGAAAAGUGGUCUUGAUUAUGAAGAUGCCUGGCUUUUAACAACUGUCCAACUUGUGGAUGCAGCUGAGGCACAUUGUCGUUCUGUUAUCUUGGAGACGUAUUGUAAUGAAGUAAGAAGACUAACUAAAUCUUCAAGUGAUAACGUAAAGAUCGUAAUGCAUCAACUAGUUACAUUGUAUUUAUCUUACUGGACUUUGCAGAGAACAGGGGAUUUGUUACGGUAUUCUUCGAUAUCAGAAAAGGACAUAGAUUUUAUGCAACGCCAAUAUGAGGAGUUAUUGCAGCAUAUCAGACCGAAUGCAGUUGCUCUUGUUGAUGCCUUUGAUUUGAGGGAUGAGAUUUUGCAUUCAUCUCUUGGCGCCUAUGACGGCAGGGUGUACGAAAGACUUAUGGAACAGGCUGAGAAUAACCCCAUGAACGCUGAACCAGUCAAUCAGAGCUUCCAUAAAUACAUAAAACCCUUGCUUCAAGGCAAACUAUGA
This is a messenger RNA of Danaus chrysippus (African queen), 2013 nucleotides long. The record is from the annotation of a GenBank genome assembly. Lineage: Eukaryota; Metazoa; Arthropoda; Insecta; Lepidoptera; Nymphalidae.